Molecule: messenger RNA, 1572 nt
Organism: Cyclocybe aegerita
Lineage: Eukaryota; Fungi; Basidiomycota; Agaricomycetes; Agaricales; Hemipholiotaceae
Source: the annotation of a GenBank genome assembly
AUGGUGGGACUGCGAGCGGUGGCUGUCGAACUCGGGCUGGGCAGUGCAGAUGCUGACACGAGUGAGAGGAACGGGGAGUCAGCAAGCGGAAACAUGCUAGAGGCGGAUAGGGAGCUGCCGAGCUACCGGGCGCAUGUACGUGAUCGCGUUGCGAACAUGUUCCUGCCCGAGGCGGUCACUGUGCGCGUGUCAAAUCCGUGGAUUGGACGUGUCGGUACCAGCAGCCCGGGAGACGGCUCUUCACCCGCUGCUGUCGCUGAAGCAAGCGCAGGUUAUUUGUCCAGAACAGCUUCUGGGACAAACGUGACGAACCUCGCACAAUCUCUCCAUGAAGCAGCCUUGCAGAGUUCAAGCUCUGCACCGCUAUCACGAGGCCCGCGUUCGGGCAGAAAUACGCCCGGUAGCUCAUCGUUAGGCUCAGCAGCUCACCAACACCUCCCACACGCGCCUGUAGCAGGAGAAAGCACACCUCUUGAUUGGGUCAACUCGGAGCUACUCCUGAGUCUGAGCGACGAACCGAUUCGACGCUUAUGGGGCGACCAGGUUGCGCCUCCAACAGAUCCUCUGGCACCACCAACCACAACAUCGAUGGGUAACGCGGAGAUUACCUCCACAGCGACAGAAAAUACAGGCAGAGGGGGCAGUCGCUGGGGCAGUCGCUGGGGUAGCAGGGCUCCCAGUCGGAAUCCCAGUCCAGAGAGGAGACUUGAUGUUCCUCCUCGACCGAGUCCGAGCAGUACAAGGCUGAGUCUGGAUAGUAAUUUCGAGAGGCCGUCUCCUUUGGCGCCUCCAGACACUCCAGGCGGAAGCAGCGUAAUGGGCCGGCACAGGCACAGUCAUUCGCAUAGCAGCAGCAUGCGUAACCUGCAGAGCUUAUUAAAGGCAACGAUGAAGCCGUUUACGACGCUCGCUGCACACGGAAAUGCAAGCUCCUCAACUAGCCCUGAGCACAGCAGGAGUACGACGCCGCCGCCUAUGCCACACUCUCAUUCAGCGCCUGUCGUCCCGACUCUUCACCAUACAAAUUCGCGCCCUACAGCAACCUCUUCGGCGUGUCCUCUCACUACACCAUCGACAUCAGACCAGUCCCCACACCCAUCAGAAUUAUCCGGGCCUGCGCUCCUGCAUAGAGCACUCACAGAGGUGCCAGACUACUCGAUCGCGUCUCGCGGCUUCAUCGGAGGCGUACCUCCUCUUACUAGCAUGCGCGGGCUGCCGAGUUACGAAGAGGCGGCACGGUCGCGAACGUCGACGGACGACUCCGACGUACCACAAGUUCGACCACCCGCUGGGCCAGAGAGCUCGCCUAGCACGCCAUCGGAAUGGCAAAGACCCACCGAGGAGGAGAGAAGGAGGAGUUCGAGCUGCGAGAGACGAGGCACCGCCAGCGAGCCAGAUUUGGUGGGUUUGGUCGGACGCGGCCGGCAUGGUACUGUGGUUGGUAUCGCAGCCAGAGAUGGACAGGGACAACAUCCAGGAAUAUUGCAAACACUCGCAACUGAACCCGCUGAGGCGAGCGACGAAGAUGGGAGUGACGAGGGGAUUGAGAUUCAUGUGCGCAGGCGACACUAG